This is a messenger RNA of Cannabis sativa, 1303 nucleotides long. RefSeq names its product auxin-induced protein 15A-like. The record is from RefSeq and is a predicted model, not a curated record. Bases 921 to 1217 code for a protein of 98 amino acids. Gene Ontology annotation, biological process: response to auxin. The transcript has a single exon. NCBI's taxonomy places the organism in Eukaryota, Viridiplantae, Streptophyta, Magnoliopsida, Rosales, Cannabaceae.
UGAUAUCUCUCAGUUUACUGAAUUGUUAAUAGCAGCACUAAAGAAGAAUUAGAAAUCAAGUUCUUUAUAUGCAAUAUUGAGCUUCUGAUCUUAUCAUAGAAUAAGAAAAUGGCUAUGCCAGAGUCUAGAAGAGGAAAUGACAUCAAUCAAAUAAUCCAUUCAAGGAAAAGAAAUGCAAUAGCAUCCAUUUAUAUCAUUCUUGAAAACAUUUCCUUUUGGCCAUCCUUCUAAGGACAAAUAUUUAAAUUGUUUGUCAUUCAACUGAGAAAUAAGAUGGAUGAAUGUGUCUUUUUCUUGCUACCCAAUUAUGUUAUUUCUAUAAAAUUAAUGUCCUUUCUAGGAUUUGAUUUGGUGUGUUGUGUAUGUAUUUCUUUGUCCAAAUGAAUAGUGAACACUAAAGAGCCAAGUAAGAAGCAUAUAUAGUCCUUGAACAAUCACAUAUGGUAUUGUCUUUAUAGGUUAAGGAGGCUAAAAAAUAAAGAAAGAAAGAAAAAAGCAAAAACAAAAAAUAGAUGGUGAGCUAGUUCAUCAUACAUGUAUUAUACAAUGAUUUUUCCUUGUUGCAAAUCUUAUUACACAAGUGGGCUCUAUUGUUGUUAUUUUCUUUUCUUAAUGGUUAGAACUUAAACAGAUCACAUGUAUAAACGUAUCAAACUCUAAUAUAUGACUUGGAAGACAAAGCCAUGUGAACUUCAAAUGCUUUAUGUCUCUUGCACACAUGUCAAACCUUCCCAAGUCUCUUCAGAACCACUUAUUUAGAGGCCUUAUUAGAUAUGGAUGCAUUCCAAUACUCCAUCCAUCUAUAUAAGGCUACAUAACCACAUAACUAAAUCAUCAAGUCCUCACAUUCUCUACUACAAAAUAUUGUUGUGAAUCUAAUACAAUUCUUCUAAAGAAAAAUCAUACAUAGUAAUAUCAACAUGGCAUUUGGAUUGACUCGUUUUGUUCAGGGUAAGAAGGCUCUUCGAAGAUCGCUUUCAGGCAUCAAAGAAGCAACUUUGAAGUGUUCAACCAUUCCAAAAGGCUACUUUGCAGUCUAUGUUGGAGAAGAUCAGAAGAAGCGUCAUGUAGUACCUCUUUCGUAUCUAAAUGAGCCUUCAUUUCAAGACUUGCUUAGUAUGACUGAACAAGAAUUCGGAUAUGACCAUCCAAUGGGUGGACUCACAAUUCCUUGCAGUGAAGACUUCUUUAAUGAUAUCACAUCUCAGUUGAACUGAUGAUGUUAUUUGUAGUACUGACAUAGAUUCAUAGAAAACAAUUUUGUAGAUCAUAUACUUUCAACCUUUUUCUUACAAAGAAAAGG